CUCUGAUAAAAAACGUUAUUCAUAAUCGUUUAUAAACCUUUGAUAGCUAAAACAGAGUUUAAUAUUUUCUUUCCACAGACUAUACAAAAAGAAUGAACGAAAACAGCUUUUUUGGUGAUUUAACUUGGUGGACCAUGUAAAAUCAUAGACAAAUCGCAGAAAAAAAAAAACAAAAAAUUGGCAGCUGUGACGUUUUACUUACUGACAUUGACAUUUGGCACGAAAAUUUAAUAAAGUUUUCGGUUUUUUCGAUCAACUCCCAAGUUUUAUCAAACUUUUAUAAAACUUGGGAUUGUAUGUUCUGGAUUCUGUACCUCUUACCCUGUACUCUGCAAUAAGCUCUUACGACGACCCGGCUAGUUACAUCGGAUACUAAUUAUGUCCAUGACGAAGGAGAACAGACCGCCUAAAAGGCAACGAUCAGAAAACUGGUUGGAGGAAGAUAAGUAUUUGCUGAAAGAGUUGGUGAAAGAAAGAGUAAAUGCAAUCGAAAAUAAAAAUACAGACACUAACACGAAUAAACGGAAGGUUGCGGCUUGGGCUGAUUUACAAACAACGUUUAAUUCAAUGUGCGCUGGUAUGAACCGCUCCAUUACCCAGUUAAAAUCGCAAUGGAGCCUCAUAAAAAUCAGUGCGAAGAAUUGUCAAAAAAACCAAGAGCGUAGUUCGGCGCGGGCGCCGCCGGCGGCAGUAGGCGGCAUGAGGCGCGCGGCGCCCGCGCUCACCGUGGCGCUGCUCGCCGCGCUCGCCGCCGCGCCCCGCGCCGACCAUCGCGCCGAGCCCCGCGCCGAGCGUCGCGCCGCCCGCGCGCCGCGCUCCGUCAUCGAGGUGGAGGGCCCGGUGCCCACUGACACAGGUGUUAUAGACGUGCACCCGCUGGACCUGGCGGAGCUGCCGGAGAUGGCGGAGGUGCCGGCGUGGCGCGAGCUGUGGUACGGCUCGCUGGACGCGCUGCGCCUGCUGCGCGAGCCCAGCAUCAACAACACGCAGGAGGACGUGCUGGCGCAGCUCGGCGCCGUGGCCUUCCUGCACUGCCCCGUGCGCAACCUCGGCGAGCGGGGGGUGUCAUGGGUGCGGAGGCGGGACUGGCACAUCAUCAGCUCGGGCGUGCUCAUGUACACCAACGACGAGCGCUUCCAGGUGCUGCACAGCGAGGGCUCCGACGACUGGAUCCUGCAGAUCAAGUACGUGCAGAAGCGCGACAACGGCACCUACGAAUGUCAGGUGUCCACGGCGUCGGGCACGCUGUCGCGGCUCGUGCACCUGCACAUCGCCGUGCCCGAGGCCUUCAUCCUGGGCGCCGACGAGCACCACGUGGACGCCGGCUCCACCAUCAACCUCGUCUGCAUCAUCGAAAAGAGCCCGGUGCCGCCGCAGUACGUGUUCUGGUACCACAACUCGCGCAUGAUCAACUACGACGCGGCGCGCGGCGUGACGGUGGUGACGGAGCCGGGGCCCAAGACGCAGUCCACGCUGGCCAUCCGCGCCGCCGCGCCGCGCCACUCCGGGAACUACACCUGCUGCGCCGCCAACACCGAGCCCGCGCACAUCUACGUCUACGUCUCCGAGGGCAGUGACAAAAUGGCAGCCACGCUGAGCCGCAACAGGAGCGGGGAGCGGGCGCUGGCCACCGCGCUGCCGCUCGCCGCCGCGCUCGUGCUCGCCGCUGCCGCGCGAAUGCACGCUCGCGGUGCCUGCGCGCUCCCGCCGCUAGGGCUCUGAGCGUGGACACAGCUGCGACGAAAACGGACGCUUAGUGGCGAUGCUAGUGAUUGUUUACGGAGCACACACCAUGAUCGUGCUCAAUAAUAAGCGGUUGUUUGAAAUAGAUAUUUGAUCAGUUUAUUAUUUAUUUAUCAGAAAUUUCAAUUAUAUUUUCAAGUAAAUAACGCAACACAUCGAAUUUACUGAAAAUACAUUUUUAUUUACCUUGAUAAUAACAAAAUAACGCAUUAUUGUUGUUUAUUUUCUCGUUACUGUUAUAAAAUUACACAAAAUUUAAAUCUUCAGUCCAUUGCCUGUAAUUUGCAUGGAUGUAAAUUGUCUGUACAUACGUAUUCUUACUGUAACGAAACGGGGUCUGGUGGAGAGACGUUAUAACGUUUGUGUAAAUAUUCGUGAGUUAAUUAUCGACAAAUCUAUUGAAACAUUUAUAAAUAAUUAUAAAGGUUUUACAUUAAGGAAUCACAAACCAUUGUCAUCGAUCGUAUGUUGUGUAAAUAAUAACUUCUUUAAGUCGAGGUUGCGCGCCCGCCGCCUGUGUCCCAGCUCAGCCGACCGAGCUCUAAGCUCAGCUUACGCCUCGCGAACUGUACUUAACUACAGCUGACUACAAGCUGCCUCUUAUUUAAUUAAUAUUGAUCAGUGGUAUAAUUUGAUUUUUGUAUUCGUACCCUAAAGCAAUAUUAAAAUGAUACGAAAGAAUCUGAGACGUGGCACGGUCGACGAGCGCGCUUGUGUUUCUUGUUAAUGACUCCUGUCCCUCAUGACUUCCACAAAUAAAAUACAAAACAAUUCGAAUUAA
This is a messenger RNA of Ostrinia furnacalis (Asian corn borer), 2524 nucleotides long. RefSeq lists its product as uncharacterized. Gene Ontology annotation, biological process: synapse organization. The coding region runs from base 379 to 1722 and encodes 447 amino acids. Lineage: Eukaryota; Metazoa; Arthropoda; Insecta; Lepidoptera; Crambidae. Gene Ontology annotation, cellular component: neuron projection membrane. The transcript has 9 exons. The record is from RefSeq and is a predicted model, not a curated record.